Molecule: messenger RNA, 2115 nt
Organism: Emys orbicularis (European pond turtle)
Lineage: Eukaryota; Metazoa; Chordata; Testudines; Emydidae
Gene: SV2B
Product: synaptic vesicle glycoprotein 2B
Exons: 12
Coding region: 1-2115 (704 amino acids)
Biological process (GO): chemical synaptic transmission; transmembrane transport
Cellular component (GO): synaptic vesicle membrane; neuron projection
Molecular function (GO): transmembrane transporter activity
Source: RefSeq, a predicted model, not a curated record
AUGGAUGAUCGGUAUAGAAACAACGCAAAUCUGUAUCAAGGGGCUAAGGACAUAGCUAGAGAGGUGAACCAGGUGUCAGAUGACUACCGGUAUCAGGACGGCAACUAUGCACCUUCAGAUGGCUAUUACCAUGAUGGGACCCAAGAAGAGGAUGCCCAGAGCGAUGCCACGGAAGGCCAUGAUGAGGAAGAUGAGGUCUACGAAGGAGAGUACCAGGGCAUCCCUCACCCAGAUGACAUUAAGGGCAAACAGAAGAAGAAAGCCCCUGCCAUGGCCGAUGAGUUUAGAGACAAGGCUGAGCUCAUAGCCGAGCGGAUGGAGGAUGAGGAACAGCUUGCCCACCAGUAUGAGAACAUCAUCGAGGAGUGUGGCCACGGGCGCUUCCAGUGGAUGCUCUUCUUUGUUUUAGGCUUGGCACUGAUGGCGGAUGGGGUGGAGGUGUUUGUGGUUGGCUUUGUUCUGCCCAGUGCUGAGAAGGAUAUGUGCUUGUCCAGCUCAAACAAAGGGAUGCUAGGGCUGAUAGUCUACCUGGGAAUGAUGGUGGGAGCUGUCAUUUGGGGUGGCCUGGCAGAUAAACUGGGAAGGAAGAAAUGCCUCAUCAUAUCACUCGCAAUCAACGCUGCCUUUGCAUUCCUCUCCUCCUUCGUCCAGGGAUAUGGAUUCUUCCUCUUCUGCCGCCUUAUCUCCGGCCUCGGCAUCGGGGGAUCCCUCCCCAUCGUCUUUGCUUAUUUCUCUGAAUUCCUAUCUCGUGAGAAGAGGGGGGAACACCUGAGCUGGCUCUGCAUGUUCUGGAUGAUCGGUGGCAUUUAUGCCUCUGCAAUGGCUUGGAGCAUCAUUCCACACUAUGGCUGGGGUUUCAGCAUGGGAACCAAGUACCACUUCCACAGCUGGAGGGUAUUUGUAAUCGUCUGUGUUCUGCCCUGUAUCUCUUCAUUGGUGGCACUUAAAUUCAUGCCGGAAAGUCCACGUUUUUUGCUAGAGAUAGGUAAACAUGAUGAAGCCUGGAUGAUUCUCAAGCAAGUUCAUGAUACCAACAUGCGGGCCAAGGGGGAGCCGGAGAGGGUGUUUACAGUCGCCCACAUCAAAACUCCAAAGCAAAUAGAUGAGUUUAUUGAAAUCCAGAGCUCAACAGGGGCAUGGUACCAGCGCUGGUUGGUCAGAUUCACGACCACAUUAAAACAGAUCUGGGACAACCUGUUGUAUUGCUUGACAGCCCAGUACAAGAUGAAUACACUGAUUCUGGCUAUGGUUUGGUUUUCAAUGGCCUUUAGUUACUAUGGCCUUACUGUCUGGUUCCCUGACAUGAUCCGAUAUCUCCAGAAUGAGGAGUAUGACUCCCGACUCAAAAUCUUCAAUCGGGAACAUGUAACACACUUCACCAUAAACUUCACACUGGAAAACCAGAUCCAUAGGAAUGGGCUAUUUGUCAAUAUUAAGUUUGCUAAGAUGAAAUUCAAAGAUGUGACUUUUGAGGACAUGCUGUUUGAGGAAUGCUAUUUUGAAGAUGUGACAUCUACCGAGACUGUCUUCAAAAACUGCACCAUUUUAGCCACUGUCUUCUAUAACACUGAUCUUUAUGAAGACAAAUUCAUCGAGUGCAGGUUUAUAAACGUCACCUUCCUGGACCAGAAGGAGGGAUGUCACCUGGACUUCGAGCAGGAAAACGACUUCCUAAUUUAUCUCGUCAGUUUCCUGGGUAGUUUGUCCGUGUUGCCUGGCAACAUCAUCUCAGCACUGCUCAUGGACAAAAUAGGAAGGAUAAAGAUGAUUGGUGGCUCAAUGCUGAUUUCUGCAGUGUGCUGCUUCUUUCUGUUCUUUGGCAAUAGUGAGUCUGCAAUGAUUGGCUUGCAGUGUCUGUUCUGCGGGGCCAGCAUUGCUGCCUGGAAUGCCCUGGAUGUGAUCACCGUGGAGCUCUAUCCCACCAGUAAAAGAUCAACAGCCUUUGGCAUCCUCAACGGUCUCUGCAAGUUUGGUGCCAUCCUGGGGAACUCUAUCUUUGCUUCCUUUGUCGGGAUAACCAAAGUGGUUCCCAUCCUUCUGGCCUCCUCUGUGCUGGUUGCGGGAGGCCUGCUAGCCCUGAGGCUACCAGAGACUCGAGAACAGGUCCUGAUGUGA